This is a messenger RNA of Poecile atricapillus (Black-capped chickadee), 2642 nucleotides long. RefSeq names its product interacts with SUPT6H, CTD assembly factor 1 (gene IWS1). The coding region runs from base 379 to 2346 and encodes 655 amino acids. Gene Ontology annotation, cellular component: nucleus. Lineage: Eukaryota; Metazoa; Chordata; Aves; Passeriformes; Paridae. Gene Ontology annotation, biological process: poly(A)+ mRNA export from nucleus. The record is from RefSeq and is a predicted model, not a curated record. The transcript is spliced from 16 exons.
GUGCUCAGAGUCUGAGAACAUGAGAAUCUUCAUAGCUGAGCGGAUGUGGGCGUAAUCCUUGGCGUCAUUCCGGCUGUCGCAGGACAUGCAGUUACCCUGCAAGCACCACACCAACAGAUGAUGGAGGAGCUACUCCAGUGCAAGACGAGCGAGACUCAGGAUCUGAUGUGGAAGAUGAAGGAAACGAACAACACUCUGGAUCGGAGAAUGGAAGUGUAGGGCACCAUUCAGAGGAGUAUGUGGGAGAAAUGACACUCAAAGGUAAUAAAACCUUUGAGACAGCCUAAUCAGUUCUUAACUUUAAAGAAAAGGGGAAUCCUGAGGAAUUACUUAUGUAGGUCUCAGAAUGAACACAGUGGUGGAGAAGAUGAUGGGCAAAUGGGAGAGCCUCAUAUGACAGACUCUGAAAAUGAAGAUAACCCAAGGCAAAAAGAAAGUGACUCAGAUAAUGAGGAGCCCCCAAAUCACAAUGUAAGUGAUUCAGAAAAUGAAGCAACUCAUGGAGGGAAAGACAGUGAUUCUGAUACUGAGGAUCAUCCAAACCGACAUUUAAGUGACUCUGAAAAUGAAGAGGCUUUAAAUCAUCGAGCGAGUGACUCUGACAAUGGAGACCCUCCAAGGGAUCACAGCAGUGAUUUUGAAAACGAGGAAUCCCACAAACAGCCAGCCAGCGACUCUGAGAGUGAGGAGCUCCAGAAGCAGCCAGCCAGUGACUCUGAGAGUGAAGAGCUCCAGAAGCAGCCAGCCAGUGACUCUGAGAGUGAGGAGCUUCAGAAGCAGCCAGCCAGUGAUUCUGAGAGUGAGGAGCUUCAGAAGCAGCCAGCCAGCGACUCGGAGAGCGAGGAUGUGUCCAGACACAAGCAGAUAGAGUCUGAAGAUAGUGAUGGGGAGGACAGGAAAGAAAAGGUGCAGAAUGACUCUCAUCAUUCAGAUAAUGAACAUGUAAGGAAAGGAUUUCAGGGCUCUGACAGUGAAGACGAAGCUCCUAAGAGACGUAAAAUAUCAGACAGUGAUGAAGAUGAGAAAGAGGAAGAAAAGACGGUGAAGAGGAAAACAGCCAUCCUUUCUGAUAGUGAGGAUGACAGUGAGAAAACACCUGCAAAAAAGGUACGAAUCCUUUCCGAUGUUGAAGAAUCGGAUAGUGACGCUGCUUCAGAGAAAUCUGACAAAAGGAAGAAAAAUGUUGUGUCCGAUAGUGAGGAGGAGGAAGAAGAAGAAGGAAAAGACAAUGCUGGGAAGAAAAAAGGGAAAGAUCUGUUUGGCAGUGACAGUGAAUCUGGAAAUGAACAAGAGAACCUGAUUGCAGAUAUAUUUGGAGAAUCUGGUGAUGAGGAAGAGGAAGAAUUUACAGGUUUUAACCAAGAGGAUUUGGAGGAAGAGAAAGGUGAUGGAGACAUGAAGGAGACAGCAGAUGAAUCAGACUCUGAUGAUAACAUCAAAAGAGGGAAGCACAUGGACUUCAUGUCAGAUUUUGACAUGAUGCUGCAGCGGAAGAAGAGCAUGAGCGGCAAGCGCAGGCGGAACCGCGAUGGGGGAACUUUCAUCAGUGACGCAGAUGACGUGGUCAGUGCCAUGAUUGUGAAGAUGAAUGAAGCUGCUGAGGAGGAUCGACAGCUGAAUACACAAAAGAAACCAGCACUAAAGAAAUUAACUUUGUUACCAACUGUAGUUAUGCAUCUUAAAAAGCAGGACCUCAAAGAAACUUUCAUCGAUAGUGGUGUUAUGUCUGCCAUCAAAGAGUGGCUUUCUCCUCUUCCAGACCGAAGUCUGCCAGCACUAAAGAUAAGAGAGGAGCUUCUGAAGAUCCUGCAAGAGCUGCCCAGUGUGAGCCAAGAGACCCUGAAGCACAGCGGCAUUGGACGGGCUGUGAUGUACCUGUACAAACACCCCAAGGAGUCGAGACCGAACAAGGACAUGGCUGGGAAGCUGAUCAAUGAAUGGUCUCGACCCAUCUUCGGCCUUACCUCAAACUACAAAGGCAUGACCAGAGAGGAGAGGGAACAAAGAGAUUUGGAGCAGAUGCCUCAUCGAAGGAAAAUGAGCAGCUCUGGUGGUCAGACUCCCCGCAGGGACCUGGAGAAAGUGUUAACAGGAGAAGAAAAGGCUCUCAGGCCUGGGGACCCUGGGUUCUGUGCCCGUGCGAGGGUGCCAAUGCCCUCCAACAAAGACUACGUGGUCAGGCCCAAGUGGAACGUGGAGAUGGAGUCCUCCAGGUUCCAGGGGACCUCUAAGAAAGGGGUGAGUCGACUGGACAAACAGAUGCGGAAAUUCACAGAUAUCAGGAAAAAAAGCAGAUCGGCCCAUGCAGUGAAAAUCAGCAUUGAGGGCAAUAAGAUGCCAUUGUGACCCUUCACAGAAUGCCCCAUGAGCUCUGCUGUAAGACAAUACACCCACAGACUCUUUGGAGACCUUUAAAUUUUUUAACUUGUUUGGGGUGGGUUUGGUUUUUUAGUUUGUUUUUUAAGUGAAUCCUUGAAUUGUUGAUUCAGGUUCUGGUAGAAGAUGUUGUCUGAGGACUGUGAAUAUGGGGACUCCUUUCUCCUGAUUGUAUUUAAACUGGCCCUGUCGUUUCGUUUGUACAGAUCAUGUAUUUGUUGUAUUGCAACACUUUAAAAAAUAAAACAUCUUCUGGUUUUUUUUGG